AUGACCCCUAGCGCGAAGGGCACCGGGAAAUAUGCCAACCCAACUAUCUACAUCAUCGUUGGGAAACAACACCAACCCUUCUACGUUCAUUACGCAUUCCUCAAUAAGACGGACUUCUUCCAUGUUCACGGCCACCCUCCCAUGCCUGCAGGAGCGACACCGACACCGACACCGACACCGACACCAACUCGUCCGGGGAGGGCUUUGAACUCACCUGCGCCAAGUGAGAACACUGUGACGCCAGAGCGAGAUGACAUCAAAAUGGAGCAGGAUAUUGAGGAUGAGGGGGUUGGAAACAGCGAGGAUUCUCCACUAGUUUCCGGCGACGGCGCUGCCAUGCCAGUGUACAGACUGCAAGGUCUCCUCUAUGAGCCCGCAGCGUUCGAGGUUAUCAUCAAUUACCUAUACAACGAACGACCCACCACACCACUGCAUCGAGCCCAGGUCAGGACACUACAGAAAGCAUACAUACUCGCGCUCCACUAUCGCAUGCCUGGUCUUCAAGAUGAUCUUGUCGAUUGUUUCCGACACUUCCAUGCGUCGUACACCGUCAGGUUCGCUGACCUCUAUUGGAUCUCGGGGCGUAUCGGUGAGGGCGAGGCUGUUUGCGGAGUCCCAUUGGUUCAAUACCUCGUCGAUCAGAUUGCGUUUGAGAUCUAUCAAGGGGGGUAUGAUACCUUCGCCCAUGACAACAUGGAUUUUGAAAUUUUCCUUACAAAUGGCGAUCGGCCUUUGCGAAAGGAACUCUUCAAAGCCAUUGCCAAAGUCGCCCAAGAGAAGAAUCCUAUCGACCCUGCACUUGGACUCAAUCGCUGGAAAGUUGAGGACUACCCGACGUUUCAGCGGAGCGAGAGCGCCUCUUCAAACACUCCUGACAUCAUUGAUGUCGACUAA
Messenger RNA from Cladophialophora psammophila CBS 110553, 894 nucleotides. RefSeq lists its product as uncharacterized. The transcript has a single exon. The record is from RefSeq and is a predicted model, not a curated record. The coding region runs from base 1 to 894 and encodes 297 amino acids. NCBI's taxonomy places the organism in Eukaryota, Fungi, Ascomycota, Eurotiomycetes, Chaetothyriales, Herpotrichiellaceae.